AUGAAGAUCAGCGCAUCCGCACUCUUGCUCGUAGCAGGCUAUGCGAGCGCCAACGGACUCAAGCACACAGCGCUCGAUGAAGCGCCCCUCCUUUCCUCUGUCCACUCAGAGACCAUCCCCAACGAGUACAUCGUCGUCCUCAAGGACCACGUCAAGGAUAAGGCCGUAGAAGACCACCAUGCCUGGGUCAAAGCCCUGCACGUGGGCUCUCUCUUGAAACGUGACCAAUCUUCCUUCAAGGCCCAAGGCAUCGAUGUCAUGGGCGGCCUCAAGCACAUUUAUGAUGAGCUGAUUGGAUUCAACGGCUACUCUGGCCGUUUCUCCGAAGACGUGCUGGAUGCACUGCGCAAGUCGCCUGAUGUGGAUUACAUCGAAAAGGACUCGAUUGUCUAUGCUCUUGAAGACCAGCCACUCGGCGUGCAAUCUACUGCACUCGAGAAGAAUGCACCCUGGGGACUCGCGCGAAUUUCGCACAAGGACCAGCUUGGCUUUAGUACCUUCAACAAGUAUCAGUAUGACGCACGCGCAGGCGAAGGUGUCACUGCUUACAUCAUUGACACGGGAAUCAACGUCAACCAUGUUGACUUUGAAGGUCGUGCGCGUUGGGGAAAGACUAUUCCGCAAGGCGACCAGGAUAUCGAUGGCAAUGGUCAUGGUACGCACUGUGCUGGUACCGUUGCUGGUAAGACAUACGGUGUUGCCAAACAUGCCAAGGUUGUCGCUGUCAAGGUUCUUCGAUCCAAUGGUAGUGGUAGCAUGUCGGAUGUCCUAAAGGGUGUUGAGUGGGCAGCCAUGGACCACCUCAAGUCUGUCAAGGAAGCCAAAAAGGCAGGAAAGAAGCACAAGGGUUCUACAGCCAACAUGUCACUCGGUGGUGGCAAAUCUGAAGCACUCGACCGUGCCGUGAAUGCCGCUGUGGGAGCUGGCCUGCAUUUCGCCGUUGCUGCUGGCAAUGACAAUGCUGAUGCAUGCAACUAUUCGCCUGCCGCUGCUUCACGUCCCAUCACGGUCGGAGCAUCCACUCUCGGUGAUGACCGUGCCUACUUCUCCAACUUUGGCAAGUGCACAGAUAUCUUUGCUCCUGGUCUCAACAUUCUCUCGACUUGGAUCGGUAGCAAGUACGCCACCAACACCAUUUCUGGUACAUCCAUGGCAUCUCCACACAUCUGUGGUCUACUCAGCUAUGCCCUCUCCCUGCAGCCUGAUGAGGAAUCUGGGUUCUCUACCUCAGUGACGCCUGAGAAACUCAAGAAGCGAAUGAUUGCAUUGGGUUCGCGUGGCAAGUUGAAUGAUAUUCCGUCAAGCACACCCAACAUCUUGGCAAACAAUGGCUUUGACAGCAAGGAAUCGAACCCUUGGAUCAUCAAGGAGGAUACACGUGAUGCAUCGAACGAAGAGACAGAUGUUCAGACUGGUCUGCGCAAGCUUGUCAAGUCAUUCAAGGAUGAACAGGACAAGGUCGCUGAGUUUGCUUCGAGCAUGGCAGAUGAGUUCUCCGAGGACUUGCAGGAGAUGAAGGCUGCAUUUGAGGAGUUGGCUUCGCAGGAGGCAGAUUCACUCAAGGCUACAAAGAAGCAGUUGGCACGUACCGCCAAGAAGCUGAGGAAGCAAGCCAACAAGGCCAUCAAGGCUGGCUUGUAA
This is a messenger RNA of Protomyces lactucae-debilis, 1641 nucleotides long. RefSeq names its product peptidase S8/S53 domain-containing protein. Gene Ontology annotation, molecular function: serine-type endopeptidase activity. The transcript is spliced from 2 exons. Lineage: Eukaryota; Fungi; Ascomycota; Taphrinomycetes; Taphrinales; Protomycetaceae. The record is from RefSeq and is a predicted model, not a curated record. Bases 1 to 1641 code for a protein of 546 amino acids. Gene Ontology annotation, biological process: proteolysis.